CACAAACACACACAAAGCAAAAUAAACAAAAAGGGGCAGCUCUGAUCUUGUUCUUUGUCCAGCUAGAAUUCCACCAUCAUUUAAAAGUCCCCCAAUACGCGAAGGAUGGCAGAGGAACAACCGAAACAGGUUCUUUGUGGUGGCGUGCAAGCCGAGGGCGAUCUCCAAAAUCCGGAACACGACAAGCGCAUCACCACGGCACUGGCCACGACCGAUGGCCACUCGGGGAAGUCGUACAAAGUGCACAGCGUCACAAAACAAGUGGUCGCCGGAAUGAAGUAUGUUUACAUCAUUUCAUUCGAGAACGAUGAAUCUGACCAAAAGUACGAGAUAUCGGUGUGGGAGCGACCCUGGCUGAAGGAUUCGGCUGAGGCCCAGAUCAUCACGUUCAAGGAGCACACUCCCAAGCAAUAAGCGAUAAUCUACGAUAUGCGUAUCCUGUAAAUUUCAUGAAAUGCCUGUUUUUUUUAAAUAGUUUUGUGAGUUGGCAUGCUAUUAAAAUGUAAUCCAUAUGUUUGUUAAAAGUGUA
This is a messenger RNA of Anopheles aquasalis, 529 nucleotides long. Its product is annotated as cystatin-like protein. Lineage: Eukaryota; Metazoa; Arthropoda; Insecta; Diptera; Culicidae. The record is from RefSeq and is a predicted model, not a curated record.